AUGAAAAUAUUCGAUCUUUUUAUCUCGGUUCUGUACCUCGGUACAACUGCCUUCGGUACCCCAGCGAAGGGUGCCCGCGCAAACACCGUAAGCAGAACCACACCACCAUCAGGAUGCCUCUCUGUAGGCUCGAGCGGAACAUACUCUACCAUAUCUGCCGCACUCACUGCACUAGGCUCUGGCACCUACGCCGAACAGAUCAAAAUCGAUUACGCGGGAUCUCUUAUUAUCUAUGGCGAAACGACGGAUUCUGGUCUUUACAAAGACAACACUGUUACUAUCACGAAUACCAUCUCGUCAGAAGAGGCCGGGUCUCUGGACCUGAGUGCGACGGUUAAUAUUGUAUCGGAUGGGGUUAGUCUGUAUAAUAUUAAUGUUGUGAAUGGGUAUGGAAAGGGAGCACAGGCAUUCUCUGGAUACCAGGAUACGCUCUAUGCUAAAUCUGGAACACAAUAUUACUCCAACUGCUUGAUCGAAGGAGCCGUAGACUAUAUUUUCGGCGACGCCUCCGCCUGGUUUGGUGAAUGCGAUAUCGUUUCCAACGGCUCAGGCUCUAUCACCGCCAACUCGCGUGAAGAAUCUACCGAUAGUUCCUGGUAUGCGAUCGAUCACUGCAAUAUCAAGGCUGCUUCGGGUGUGAGUCUCGAUGGUGAAGUUUAUCUUGGUCGGCCGUGGCGCGUUCUUGCACGUGUCAUUUACCAAAAUUCCGUGCUGGGCGAUCUGAUCAAUGCUGCCGGUUGGACGACUAUGGCAACUGGGGCGACUCCGCUUUAUUAUGAAUAUGAUAAUACUGGUGAUGGAUCGUCUACUUCUGAUCGACUGUAUGAGACGUCGAUCUCUGCGGGUGUUACGAAGACGACUGUUCUUGGUAGUGGGUAUGGGGAUUGGAUUGAUGAAAGAGAGAAGUCUGAAAUUCUCGAUUUAAGUAUCCGCGCCCAGAGUAUCCGCGAGAAACAAGAAAAAAACAAAAAGAAACGUCCCCGGGAAGGCUCGAACUUCCAACCUCCUGAUUAA
Molecule: messenger RNA, 1014 nt
Organism: Penicillium odoratum
Lineage: Eukaryota; Fungi; Ascomycota; Eurotiomycetes; Eurotiales; Aspergillaceae
Gene: pmeA
Product: putative pectin methylesterase
Exons: 6
Coding region: 1-1014 (337 amino acids)
Biological process (GO): cell wall modification
Molecular function (GO): pectinesterase activity
Source: RefSeq, a predicted model, not a curated record